GUAUUACACGCGUUCUAUUAGCACCAUGGAACCACCAACCUCUAGCGUGCGAUUCUUUUUCAUCCUUUCCUUCGCCACAGCGUUUCUCAGCUGCGCUCAAGCGGCGGGCCCACCGAAGUCAGUCGCAGCAGGAAUUUUUGUGAAAACCUUUGUUCCUCCGCACGCCAUCCUCCGCACGCCAUCCUCCGCAAGAACAUCAACAAGGGCAAGGCACGUGCGCCUUCGAGGGGAGCUUCGACACAAGCACGUACUUCGGUCACGGCCACAAGUUAUACCUCCCUAAGAGCGUCUACCAGCGGGGCGCGGUUUGCGGAGCAUGCUUUGCCGUUUCGUGCCUCAACCUGAGGAUUGCUAGAGCAAUAAUGGCACAGUUGUGAACAUAAGAGCCCAUGUGGUCAGGCUAGCACAAUACCUCCCGCCUGCAGCUAUCCGACGUGGCGUGGAACGGGCUCGUGGUGGACCGCAAGCGGCCCGACGUGGAAGUGCAGUUUAAGAAGGACUCGUGCACUGUGACGACGACCAUGAUGGCGGUGCGCGUGGUGAGCGGCAGCAAGAAGAACAAUUUCGCGAUCCACAUCCUAGGCGCGGCGGGCAUGGGCGUGGCAAAAGUGGAGAUUUCCAAUGACAACAGGAAGUGGGUGGGUAUGGAGUGCAAGGGGUGGUCGGCAUCGUGGACGGUGAACCGCAAAGACGCCAAGGACGCGGCAAAGAGCAUUGUGCGUGGGGGCAAGCUCAUGAGCGUACGCGUUAUAGCCGAAGGAUCUGGCGAGAAACUCGUCCUUGAUAACAUCAUCCCCGCUGGUUGGACGGACGCCCGGGUGUACACCUCGAAGACUAAUUUUCACGUUGAGGGAGCGGCGAAACCUGGGGCGUCUACUCCCCCGUUGAUCGCCGUGGCAGGAAAGGGCAGCGGCGUGGAUAAGGCGAAGGUGGAGAGCGCAGUGGAGGCGAUCAAAGCGGUGGUGAGCCAGGCGGGCAGCGAGGUGUCCGCUGCUGCCAAGUUCGUGUUCGGUGGCAAGGCCAUGAAGGGCGUUGCGGUGAGCCUGGAGGCUCGGAAUAAGGUAGAUAAGGAGAACAAGGGUGGGAAGAAGUCAGAUAAGUAACAAGUGAGGGGCCAAUGAGCUGAGAUGGUAGGCUACUGUGUCAGAGAUCUUGGCGCGUAUAGUUGACCCGUUUGCCUUGGUUUGGGAGGCAGAAAUUUGGGUUUGCUGAUGGGAACCAAGCUAUGACUGCUGGUUAUUGAGAGCGUGCAUGUAGGUGUGGUUUCCCAGAGAU
This is a messenger RNA of Closterium sp. NIES-67, 1275 nucleotides long. The record is from the annotation of a GenBank genome assembly. NCBI's taxonomy places the organism in Eukaryota, Viridiplantae, Streptophyta, Zygnematophyceae, Desmidiales, Closteriaceae.